GACAGCUCACCAAGCUGAGCAAACAGAGUGAAGUAACCUGGCUUUAUCAGCUUGUUGCCUUAGUUUUCACAGUUUCUAGCUGCCAGUUCAAACAAGUGCUGCAGACCCGAGCUGAAGAAUCAAGGUGCAGCAUAGAAAAUCAUUCUGCAACAAACUUUGCUUUUUCAACGCCAAUACUCUGGAACAAUGAAAACUAAUCUUCUCAUAGUGGCUCUUUGCUUCUUCGGCACAGUAAAUCUAUGUGGAGCAACCACCAUACCAUCUGUGCCCAUAACAACGCAAGUCAUCACAGAGGUUAGUUCAGAUGGCACCACUAAACUUCAAACUGGUGGACCAACCAUAGUGCAAACUGGUGGACCAACCACAGCGCACACUGGGGGACCAACCACAGUUCAAACUGGUGCACCAACCACAGCGCACACUGGGGGACCAACCACAGUUCAAACUGGUGCACCAACCACAGCGCACACCGGGGGACCAACCACAGUUCAAACUGGUGGACCAGAUACAGCACAGACUAAGGAACCAGAUACCAGCGGACCAACAACGGAGGCACCCGAAGCUUCAUCAGGAGGGCUUUCAGGAGGAGCAAUAGCAGGCAUUACCAUCGGUACAAUCGCCGGAGUGGGUUUACUGGGUGGCGGGGUCUUUGGCCUGUUGAAGUACACCAAGAAAAUCUGAGAACUCUCACUCAAUAAGGACUUGAAUUGUCAAACAUCGUAAGCUGCAACUUUUCUCAUGAGGUCUGAUGUUAUCCUGAUUCAACUAUGUGGACGGUGAGGCGGCGGAAUGGCCUAAAAGGUCUGGAUUUGAAUAAAACCAUUAUCAUCGAUGAAGGCAUCACAGCCCAGGAGACAUGCAAAAAUCAAUCAUAAUUUGUUGAUUGUAUUACCUUGUCAGAAGGUAAUUUGAAUGAUUUAUUGAAAACCAAUUGUACUUUAUUAUUUAAUGGAUUCUGUUUGUCUUUAAUGAGAGGGAUAAAUGCUGUCCUGAAGCUUUUGACAUUUAUGAAAAUAUGUAACUAAAAUGUAAUCACAAUGAUGAAUAAUUCUUGAUAUUUAGUGUGAAGGACAGACAUGUUGACUUCUUUAAUGCCUUACUAGAGGAAGUGGUCCAGGGAAUGAAAGCCAGCUUAUGCGGAACCCUCCCACCCUCUAUCCUUAAAAGAGUUUUACUUUCUUUUUGCAUUGAUAACUAAAAAUGUUACAAACAUUUACAACCAUCCAGGCAGGGCGUCACAUUGUUGAUGUUUAACAUUUCAGAACAUAAAGUUGGUUUAAUUUUCCUAUAUUAAAUAAAUCAGACAAUCA
Molecule: messenger RNA, 1310 nt
Organism: Girardinichthys multiradiatus
Lineage: Eukaryota; Metazoa; Chordata; Actinopteri; Cyprinodontiformes; Goodeidae
Product: mucin-5AC-like
Exons: 4
Coding region: 187-681 (164 amino acids)
Source: RefSeq, a predicted model, not a curated record